Messenger RNA from Annulohypoxylon maeteangense, 856 nucleotides. RefSeq lists its product as uncharacterized. Bases 623 to 802 code for a protein of 59 amino acids. Lineage: Eukaryota; Fungi; Ascomycota; Sordariomycetes; Xylariales; Hypoxylaceae. The transcript is spliced from 2 exons. The record is from RefSeq and is a predicted model, not a curated record.
GCAAUCACAUACUACGUAGUUGCCAGGUAGGAAGUGAGUCAGGUAGUACGAAUUGACAACAUUCACGGGGGAUCUUCAAUCCCAAUGGGUCCUUCCAAACAACUUCGAUAACAAGCCUUUUACAAGCUUUUGUGGCUUGCAGUAGGCUGGGUCCCGUGUUGUUUCCAAUCAAACUGAGGACCGGGGUUCCAUACAAGCCCUUACAACUUUUCUUCCAGGAAGUCUCCUAGUCCCUACCAAAACUUGUCUGCCUGUUAAGGUUCUGGGGUCAGGUAUGCCCCUGUUUACAGUUACCUAGGCACGUAGGAGGCAGGUACGUUGCUCGUACCCCCAAGCCCCAGGAACACAAGGGCAAUCGGCAAUCACGAUAGACAUUAGACGAUUGGAUGGAAGGUAGGAUGGGAUAUGCAUUGGGCUGCCUCCCAUAGUGAUCCUGCCGUUAUAUCCGCCGAAUAGAUAAAGAGAUCACUCCCCCCUCCCCAACUUCGAUGAAAUAGAAGAAGUCCUCACCGCUCUUGUCUUCUACUCGUAUUUCUCUCUCGCCAUAGUCGCCCAUUUCAGACUCUUGUCAAAGUCAUUCUCUUCGUAACCCAAACGAAAACAAUCUCUCAAACUCAUCAAAAUGCCUGCCCCCCAAGAGCCCCAGCAGCAAGCUCCCAUGGAGAUGACCUCCAACACCGGCAUCGUUACUCAGCAGCCUUCCGCUGAACCCCAACCGGAUAUGGGCAACCUCCGUGGUGGUGAGGAGGCCGGCUGUGAGAUCUGCUGUGGUCUCUGCGCCUGCGACGAGGGCUGCUGCUAAAUGCAGUCGACCAUUGACGACAUCCCCAUUGCUAUCGCUUUGAAAUUGUCCGCA